AUGGCCGCUACACAAAAUGGCCUCGCCAACGGCGUCAACGGCGACACUCAUUCGGACAUGCCCCUCAUGCCAAACCGCUUUUCGCACAUCGAGCCAGCCAUCGACAUUCCUUUCUAUGAGGGCGGCGCCGAACAGACGGUCGAGAUCAACCUUGUCGACCUCCUCGAUGACCCGACUGAGCUUUGUACGCUGCUGGAGAAUGAAAACGUGGAGGCGCGGUACUGGAUGACCAUUGCGCUGGCCUACGCCAAGCAGCGAAAGGUGGACCACGGCAUUGAGAUACUGCGGAAGGCUUUGGGAGCGCUUGGCUCAGGCAAGAACGUGGAGAGGCUGAGCAUUUUGAGCUGUCUCUGCUGGAUGUACCUAUGGAAGUGUCGCGACGCGCCCCGAGUCCGAAUAGAUGCGCAGUUGUCCUCGGAAGUAAAGACGAAGGACUUCUACAUCCACGCCGCAACGUCAACCUUAAACGACGCCUCCCGAAUAAGUCCUUCAUAUCCCCCGCUCUUCCUCGCCCGCGGGGUUCUCCAGCUUCUUCGCGCCUCGUUGCAGCCGCCGUCCAAAAACAGCUCCGGCCAGGAGAACUCUGAGCGGAUCGAAACCUUGCGCCAGGCCGCGAAGAGCUUCGAAGAUGCCCUACGAGUAUCUGGUGGCAAGAACAUGAUGGCAGUUCUAGGGAAGGCCAGGGUAAACUUCUCACUGGGGAAAUAUGCGGAUGCGCUACAAGGAUACCAAACUGCGCUUGAGCGAGCACCCGGCCUCAUCGAUCCGGACCCUCGAAUCGGGAUUGGCUGCUGUUUCUGGGCGCUUGGGCACAAGGAAGAUGCGAAGGGCGCUUGGGAACGGGCGUUGGAGCUAAAUUCCAACUCAAAAGUUGCGAAUAUCCUCCUCGGUCUAUUCUACCUACAGUCGAGCUCGCACUACUCGACCAACGAUCCAAAGUUCAAAGCGGCGUACAAGAAGGCGAUCACGCAGUACACGCAGAGAUCAUUCAAACUCGACGAUAGAUACCCUCUGACGUGCGCGACAUUCGGCGGCUUCUUUCUGUCCAACAAGCAACUAGCCCAUGUUGAACGGCUCUCAAGGAGGGCUAUAGAGCUCACGGACGUCAACGCCAUCGCUAGCGACGGUUGGUACCUUCUCGCGCGCAAGGAGCACUCUGAGAACGAGGUCUCCAAAGCCAACGAGUUUUACACCAAGUCCGACCAGGCAAGAGGCGGUGAUGAACGCGGCUACUUGCCUGCCAAAUUUGGGGCUGCUCAAGUCAAAAUCUUGAUGCAAGACUUCGACGGCGCGAAGUUCAGGUUGGAGAAGCUCAUCCAGCAAUCAAAAAGCAUCGAGGCAAUGACGCUGCUUGGCACCCUGUAUGCUGAAGACGUGUUCUCUGCGCAGGCGUCAAAUUCAAGGGAGGACAAGUCUACUGAGCUCAAGAAGGCAGUCUCUCUGUUGGAGGCGGUGCGCGCAGCCUGGAAGGAUCCCAAGAAGCAUGCUGAGCCCGAUUCGGCGGUGCUGCUGAACCUCGCGAGGCUCUAUGAGGUUGAUCAUCCAGAGAAGAGUCUCCAAUGUCUGCAACAAGUGGAGCAGAUGGAAAUUGACGACAUACCUGAAGAGGACUACCCUGAAGACGUCGAAGACGAUGCUGCUUUGAAAGCUGCGCUUCGAGAGUUUCUCCCACCCCAGCUCCUGAACAACAUGGGCUGCUUCCACUACCAAUCCGAAAAGUAUCCAAUGGCGCGGGAGCUGUUCCAGACUGCGCUAAACGCCUGUGUCAAGGUGGGAGACAAGGACCAAGCCGUCGAUACAGACGCUCUGGUUACAACCAUCAGCUACAACCUAGCGCGUACUUACGAAGCUGAAGGUAUGCUAGACGAGGCGAAGAAGGUCUACAAGGGUCUACUCGAGCGACAUAGCGACUACACCGAUGCCAACACGCGACUGACCUACAUUGCGCUGCGACAAGACCCACAAGGCGAGGGGCCGAAAGCGAUACAGGAGUUGUAUAAGACAGAUCCUUCGAACCUUGACGUGCGCUCGCUGUACGGCUGGUUUCUGAGCAAAGCCAAGAGGAGGACGAUGAAUAUUGCAGAGGACCAGGAACAGCGACACUACAAACACACGUUGCAGCAAUACGACAAACACGACCGGUACUCGUUGACGGGCAUGGGCAACAUCUAUCUCACGAUAGCGCGAGAAAUGCGAAAGGACACCAAUGAACAGGAGAAGGACAAGCGUCGGAAAGUUUACGAGAAGGCAGUCGAGUUCUUCGACAAGGCUCUGCAACUAGAUCCGCGGAACGCAUACGCGGCCCAAGGUAUCGGUAUUGCCAUGGUCGAAGACAAGAAGGACUUUCCCACAGCUGUGCAAAUCUUUACCAAGGUCCGGGAGACGAUGAAGGAUCCGAGUGUCUACCUCAACCUCGGGCACGCGUACUGUGAGCUCAGGCAGUACUCGCGAGCAAUUGAGAACUACGAGGCCGCCCUCACCAAAGACCGAGCCCACGAUCCGCAGAUCCUGGCGUGUCUCGGUCGUGUCUGGCUCAUGAGAGGCCGACAGGAAAAGAGCGUGCAAGCCAUCAAGACGUCUCUUGAAUACUCCCGAAGAGCCCUCGAAGCCGCCCCUGAGCACAUCAACUUCAAAUUCAACAUCGCCUUCGUCCAGAUCCAAAUCGCCCAACUCAUCUACUCCCUCCCCGAGCCUCAACGCACCCUCGCAGACGUCGAAGCCGCCGCGACAGGCCUCGACGAAGCCAUCGAGUCCUUCUCCGCCAUCGCCAAAUCCCCCAACCCGCCCUUCCCCCGCUCGGAUCUCGAGCAGCGCGCCUCCAUGGGCAGAAACACGAUGCGCAAGCAGCUCGACCGCGCCAUCCAGUCCCAGCGCGAGUACGAGGAGAAGAACGCCGCGAGGCUGCGGGACGCGCGGCAGGCCCGCGAGGCGGAGAUUAGGAAAAGGGAGGAGGAGAAGAGGAAGAUAGAGGAGGCGGCGGAGGAGCAGAGGAGGAAGAUUGCGGAGGAGAGGCAGCGCAUGCUGGAGAGGGAUCGCGAGUUGGCGGAGAAGAGGAUGGAGGAGGAGCGCAGGAGGGAGGAGGCGGAGAUGACGACGGAUGAGGAGACGGGGGAACGGAUUAAGCGGGUCAAGAAGAAGAAGGGCGGGAAGAGGAAGAAGAAGGGUGGGGAGACGGAUUCGGAGGGCGAGGCGUCAGAUGACGGGAGGAGGAGCAGGGUUAGGAGUGGGACGUCGGCUACGCCGGCUUCGGAGGGGGGCGAGAAGGCGCCGAGGAAGAAGAAGAGGAGACUUGAGAAGAAGUCGAAGAAGCAAGGGAAGUUCAAAUCGAGCGAGCUCGUGCAGGAGAGCGAUAGCGACGAUGCGGCUGUUACAAGGCAGCAGAACAAUGAGGCUCUGGCGGCGAAGCUCAACGAGUCGGAAGUCGAGCAGGAAGACGCGGCGGAAGAGAGCGCGGCAGAGGAGACUGCGGCAAACGGGCCCAAGACAAGACCUCGAAAGGCGGCAAGAAUCAUCGAUGAUGAGGACGAGGACGACUACGAUGCGCAAGAUGCUUCUCCUGCGGAGAACGGUGCGAAAGACGGCUCGCCGGAUGAGGAUGUCCCGAUGGUCGAUGAGUCGGUCGCUGCUGCUGGCAACGAAAAUGCUACGGUUCUCGGAGGCGACAUCGAGGACGAGUGA
Messenger RNA from Coniosporium apollinis CBS 100218, 3678 nucleotides. RefSeq lists its product as uncharacterized. Lineage: Eukaryota; Fungi; Ascomycota; Dothideomycetes. The record is from RefSeq and is a predicted model, not a curated record. Gene Ontology annotation, biological process: regulation of DNA-templated transcription. Gene Ontology annotation, molecular function: RNA polymerase II complex binding. Gene Ontology annotation, cellular component: Cdc73/Paf1 complex. The coding region runs from base 1 to 3678 and encodes 1225 amino acids. The transcript has 4 exons.